Sorex fumeus (smoky shrew) is the source of this 682-nucleotide messenger RNA. It is a transcript of the gene TTR, whose product is annotated as transthyretin. Lineage: Eukaryota; Metazoa; Chordata; Mammalia; Eulipotyphla; Soricidae. Gene Ontology annotation, biological process: purine nucleobase metabolic process. The transcript is spliced from 4 exons. The record is from RefSeq and is a predicted model, not a curated record. Bases 94 to 537 code for a protein of 147 amino acids. Gene Ontology annotation, molecular function: thyroid hormone binding.
GCAGGGAUCAGUAGUGGGACUGGGGAGAAGUGAGUAUAAAAGAAAGGCCCACACUGGGAGCAGCCAUCUCAGAGCCCACUCAUUCUUGGUACCAUGGCUUCCCAUCGCCUUCUUCUCCUCUGCCUGGCAGGACUGGUGUUCGUAACUGAGGCGGGCCCAACGGGCACUGGUCAGUCCAAGUGUCCCCUGAUGGUCAAAGUCCUAGAUGCUGUUCAAGGCAGCCCUGCAGUCAAUGUGGCGGUGAGAGUGUUCAAAAAGGCUGCUGACGAGACCUGGGAGCCGUUCGCCUCUGGGAAAACCAGUGAAUUUGGAGAACUCCAUGGGCUCACAACUGAUGAGAAAUUUGUAGAAGGUAUCUACAAAGUAGAAUUAGACACCAAAACCUACUGGAAGGCACUUGGCAUUUCCCCAUUCCAUGAAUACGUGGAGGUGGUGUUCACAGCCAACGACUCUGGCAAGCGCCGCUACACCAUCGCCGCCCUGCUCAGCCCUUACUCUUACUCCACCACGGCCCUUGUCAGUGACCCCAAGGAAUGAGGGACUCCUGCAAUGAGCUCCAGGGGUUGGGUGGGAUUUCAUGUACCCAAUAGUAUUCCAUUUUUAUUAAAGCAGUGUUUCCACUUUAUAAGCUAUUUUAGAGACUUGGGCAAAGACAAUAAAACAUUCCUAUUAAAGCACUACA